UCGUGAUAUAUAACAUUUGUAAUGACGUCACAGGGAUUUUCCCGAACGGAAUUCAUUGAUGAGUCAUAUAAAUAAACGUUCAUCUCGGAAUACUCACAGCACGAACGGCUUUGACAUUCAGCUAACAGAAACACCGAAUUCUUGAUUGUGUUUUGGAUAAAUUAUUCGGGGGUAAAUCAACACAGAUGAGAGAAUUGAAGUGUUUGAAUUAUCGUUAAUUUUCCAAGAUGGCGGAUUCUAAAAAGCCGCCUGGUGUUGGCCAAGGCUCUGAAGAUACUAGCAAAAGUUCCACUAAACCAGAAAUUGGAAGUCCAGGAUCUCGUGCAUUCCAACGAAGGCGGUUACCAGACAAUGUUAGAAACCGCCUGCAGUUGAAUUUCCAAUCCUCCAAUUCAGGAAGUAAUAAUGGAACAUCACCAAGUCUCAAGGAACUGGGGAUCAGAACAACCAUUGAGCGCUUACGAUCUCAGGGUGGUUUGGAAUCUGCAGGAAAACUCAAAGUGAAUAAUACGGAGUACAACUUCACUGCCGAUGAUAUGAGAGACCUUGGUGAGAUAGGCAGAGGAAAUUAUGGAACUGUGAAUAAAAUGCUUCAUGAAAAGAGCAACACAAUCAUGUCUGUGAAGCGUAUUCGGUCUGUUGUGGAUGAGAGAGAACAGAGACAGAUGCUGAUGGAGCUUGAUGCAGUGAUGAGAAGCAAUGAGUGCCCAUAUAUAGUGCAAUUCUACGGCGCACUUUUCAAGGAGGUAUCCUUUGCUAAUUGUGGAGAUUGCUGGAUAUGCAUGGAGCUUAUGGAUAUUUCUUUAGAUAAAUUUUACAAAUUCACUUAUGGACAUUUAUCUUCACCAAUACCAGAAGAAAUAUUAGGAAAAAUAACUGUAGCAACUGUAAAGGCAUUAAAUUAUUUAAAAGAAAAGUUAAAGAUUAUACACAGAGAUGUGAAGCCCUCCAAUAUUUUGUUGGAUCGCAAGGGGAACAUAAAGCUCUGUGAUUUCGGCAUCAGUGGUCAGCUAGUGGAUUCCAUUGCCAAAAGUCGGGACGCUGGUUGCAGACCCUACAUGGCACCCGAACGUAUAGACCCCCAUCACUCAAGUCGAGGUUAUGAUGUUAGAUCUGAUAUAUGGAGUUUAGGAAUAACUCUGAUGGAAUUAGCUACAGGCCAUUUUCCAUACCCAAAGUGGAACAGUGUGUUUGAUCAACUUACGCAAGUUGUGCAGGGACCAGCCCCUAAGCUCAAUCCUUCCGAGGGACGAUUCUCUGAAGAUUUCACAAACUUCCUCAACACAUGUUUAACAAAAGAUGAAAAGCAAAGACCUAAGUAUAACAAAUUGCUGGAGCACACUUUCAUCAAACAUUAUGAGGAAAUUGAGGUGGAUACAGCAACCUACUUCAAUAGUGUACUUGACCAGGUGAAAGACUCCUCUCAAUUAGAACAAUCCCAGUCGUCAUAACAAUGUCUUCUCUUCUAGCUACAAAACCCUGGUAAACAAGCAGUUGUGAAAUAGGCUGUGGACAAACAUAGAUCUGGGCUGAUAGGUCUUGAAUGGAACUGACUGUGAAUAAGAGAUUAUUUAGUGCUUGAACCUGUAAAUAGUUGAAAGAAAAUCACAACUGACAGGAUUAAUACAAGUUGUUCUUUUGUAGAAUGACAUGAUUUAUUAAACUAUGUAUCUCCUUUUUGGAUUAGUGACUUGAUUUCAUAUUCCUGCUUUUUCAUUGAUAACAAGAUAAGUCUAAUAAUAAAAAUGUCAAAUAUGCAAUUGUUAGGUCUCUCAAGACUUUCAGUCAAGAAGUAAUAUACACUGUAUAUGGCAAAAGUGAUUGUGUUAAUAUAAAUGUUUUCAGCUUAAAAACAAUGAUUUUUUAAAACUUUUGUCUGCAUUGUUGAAAUUGUGCAUUCAUAUACAGUCAUUGUUCAUUUUACCAAUAAGUCAUAAGUGCUAAAUAUUGUAAUGGAUUGUUAACUUGCAGAUCUUUGUUGUCUUAUGCCAAUAGAUAUUAUGUUAUGCUAUAUAGAUUGGUCUUCAAAGUUGGAAUUGUUGUUUAUGCAAGUAAACCAGUUCACUGAAGUGGUUGUGGAAAAAGUAAUUAUUGUAGUUGGAAAAACUUGAUUGUUAUUGUGUAGAUUUGUAAUGAGAUGAGCAGUUUUUAUUUAUUUCUUGUGUUACCAUGAUGUGUUACAUGGUAAAGUUGCUUUUCUGUAUCACACAUGUAGCCUGUGAUAUUUUGUUUUUGUUUGUGCAUAAUUCAAAGUGCAUGCACAAUUGGACAUCUGUAAGUUUGAUAUUCCAUAAUGGAAUGAAGAUAUGGAAUCAAAUUGAAAUUGAUUACCUGAUACCAUCGUUCAUCACUUCAUUGAGAGACUGCAAUUAAACCAGUUUGAUACCACAAGUUUGUACCUAGUGGGUAUAUUUGCAGUGUCAUUGGUUUGUACCCAGUGGUUAUAUUUGCAGUUUCAUUGGUUUGUACCCAGUGGUUAUAUUUGCAGUGUCAUUGGUUUGUACCCAGUGGUUAUCAUUGGUUUGUACCCAGUGGGUAUAUUGCAGUGUCAUUGAUUUGUACCCAGCAGGUAUGUUUGCAGUGACAUUGGUUUGUACCUAGUAGGUAUAUCUGCAGUGUCAUUGGUUUGUACCCAGUGGGUUUAUUUGCAUUCGCUGGUUUUAGUGAGUAUAUUUGCAGUGUCAUUGGUUUUUACCCAGUGGGUAUAUUUGCAGUGUCAUUGGUUUGUACCCAGUGGGCAUAUUUGCAGUGUCAUUGGUUUGUACCCAAUGGGUAUAUUUGCAGUGUCAUUGGUUUGUACCCAGUGGGUAUAUUUGCAGUGUCAUUGGUUUGUACCCAGUGGGCAUAUUGCAGUGUCAUUGGUUUGUACCCGGUGGUUAUAUUGCAGUGUCAUUGGUUUGUACCCAGUGGUUAUAUUUUCAGUGUCAUUGGCUUGUACCCAGUGGGUAUAUUUGCAGUAUCAUUGGUUUGUACCCAUCGGGUUUAUUUGCAUUGUCUUGGUUUGUACACAGUGGUUAUAUUAAUUUACAGUGUCAAAUUAAGAGAUGUGCAAUUUCACAUUUUAUUUUUAGAAUGUGGUUUAAUUUAAGCCAAAAGUUCUUUUACCUAUCUUUACCUUAAUCAAAUACUAAUACUAAUAAAAUUUGCUAUUUUAACGCAGUAUGUCAUUGUUGAAUAUGAAACUUGUUACUUCCUGACUUGCAUUUUAGCAAAGAUUUUAAUUUGCAUGAAUCAGGGACGUUCCGGUAGCCUUACUUCAACUGACUCCACACACUUGUGACUUCAGGGUCUCUCCAAUAUUUCUCAGCCAUCUAGAUUAAGAAAUAUGUCUUAAGUUUCUUCCUCACCAACAGCAGUGUUUGCAUAUUCAAGCUUGCAUCUCAUUGAAAGUUGGGUUAGUGACACGUGUUUUUGUCCCUUGCUCUUUUUGUUAUGUGAACAAACAAUUGCGUUAAUAUAUUCUGGUAGAAAAUUUAUCAAUUUUCUGCUUGCUUAGCAAAUGUUGAUAAAAAAAAUAUUCUCAUUCUGUUUCACAAUGGACUGCCCUAAAAUACUGAUUCAAUACACAAAUUAAUCCCCAGAAAAGUAAAAUUUUUGACAAGCAUGUAAACACAAUUACAAACACUGCAAUCAUUUUUAUAAGACAUGGCCAUGGUGCAAGUUUUACAGUUCAGUACAUUUAUUACCUGUCAAACAUUCAAAUAAGAUUAUGCAGCCUUCUGUAUUAGACAAUCAACUACUGUGCUAGUGAUCACGAUGCAUUAACUUGUGUCUUGUAAAGCUUCCAUUAUGCUCAACAGUGAGUCCUCAAUCUGUGUUAGCCCUCUGGUCACAAGUGUGGGAUGUUCCAUUGACCAUUCCAGUGUUAACUGCUAUGCUAGAUGUUGUACCAUAGUACAUGUUCACUGUUAUGUCCUUGUACACAUGAUUAUGUUGAUUUGUAGCAAAACAUGUGUAAGUUUUUAAUUUCUGCAUUGAAUGCUAAUUUGGUAAGCAUCUUUAUCUACAAAAUAUUUUGCAUUAUCAUAAUUAACAUUAAACAAGUACACUCACUUUUGCAAUUAGUUAUAUUUAACUACUUACUCUGUUAUAUAUUUUAAGAUGAUUUUGCAAGUAACUUGGUAGUGGUUUUUACUACUCCAAUAGAAAAUUGUGAUGUCCAUUAGUUUUUUGUACAGCAGAGGAUUUUUACACCUUUUUUCACAAUUAUUUAAAUGCUUGUAAUUUGACAAAUUAAUUAAGAGUACUCAGGGCUCAACAUUAACGGUUGUCCUACUGCCCCUUGCAAGUUAAAGUUGGGUCCGGGCAAGUUACUUUAUAAUCUAGUUGUCGGCCCAGGCAUGUGCAAAAAAGAACAAAGCAUUUAAUUUAGACUUUAAUUAGACUUUAAUUGCUGUAAUCAUUUUGUUAAAUGUGCAAAAAUAAAAAAGGUUUUGUGGUCUAUCAUUUUGAUCUUUAGUACAAAAUAUGAGGUUAACUGUUCAUGUGAUAUUUCAUGUUUGGGCAAAUGGCUUUACGUUCAGGGCAAGUAGAUUUUCUAAGUACUUGCCCGGCAGGGCAAGUUGGUUUUUAGGUUAAUGUUGAGCCCUGGUACUAGACUUACUUUCAAGUUACAACAGUAAUGUGUUCUUAUUUUUCAUAUUUAUCUGUACAUUAAUAUUCUACUGUUGAAUUCAUCAAAUUGUAAAUGUAAUGAAACAACAUGACACUUUUGCAUACCAUAGUACCGGUACAUCUCUAUGAUCUGUGCAAUGUGAAAAUGGGUCGUAUGCCAAAUGUGGCCAGCAUAGCUGCUGCCCAGCCUGCUCAUUUGUGGGAUACUUAUAAGACACGGAAAAACACAGGAUCAUACUUUUAGACUUUAUGAUGCGGCUCUCUGUGUUCUGAAUGGUAUUAUUGCUUCAUUUUCAAAGUUUUUCACUGAAUUGUGGUCAAAGAAAAAGUUGUGUCGUGAUCACAGCACCCUUGAAGAAACAUUGAUUUCUUCUGUGUGUACUAUGCCAAUCUUGUUUGAUACUUGUUGAUGUUUAUAUGAGCGACUGUUUCGUUUCCAACGACUUUGUAUGACAUCAUAAUGUGCAUAUAAAUCAUGGUUUAAAUGCUUCACAAGUUGUAUAUGCCUUUAUAAUAUGAAAUCAAUUAAAUAAAGACAAAUACACAAUA
Dreissena polymorpha is the source of this 5163-nucleotide messenger RNA. RefSeq names its product dual specificity mitogen-activated protein kinase kinase 4-like. Gene Ontology annotation, molecular function: JUN kinase kinase activity; ATP binding. The record is from RefSeq and is a predicted model, not a curated record. The coding region runs from base 228 to 1451 and encodes 407 amino acids. NCBI's taxonomy places the organism in Eukaryota, Metazoa, Mollusca, Bivalvia, Myida, Dreissenidae. Gene Ontology annotation, biological process: MAPK cascade; protein phosphorylation. The transcript has 13 exons.